CUAGUGAUGACAAAGAGAGACAACUCGUUCAACAAUGAGCGGCGUGAGAAGAGUCAGUGUGUUGGUCCUGGCGGCGGCUGUACUGGUGUACCUGUACAAAGCCUACCUACAGACCCCCCUCCCCGUGCUGUAUAACGGCAGGGUCCACCCAGACUUCCAGGAAGUGGCUGACCUCUACAGAGCCAAUUUGGAGAAAGGAGUGGAGGUGGGCUCGUCUUUCGCAGCCUUUUACGAGGGUGAGCCGGUGGUUGACAUCUGGGGAGGGUUCGCCGAUGUGGCUACCAGGCGACCCUGGGCUGAGGAUACCCUGUCUAUCAUCUUCUCCACCACAAAAGGAGUCACCGCUUUGUUGGCUGCGCUCUUUGUUGACAGGGGGUGGUUGGAUUACAGUAAACCGGUCUCACAUUAUUGGCCUGAGUUCGCACAGAACGGUAAAGACAACAUCACUGUGGCGCUAUUACUGAGUCAUCAGGGAGGUCUUUUUAUUACAAAUGGAACUAUACCUAUGGAAUGGAUAGAGGAGAAACCAGAAAAGGUUUAUGAGUUUCUAGAAAAACAAAGGCCGUAUGUACCCCCAGGUAGUGGAUACGCCUACCAUGGUAUUACGUUUGGUCUGUACGUAGAUUCUCUUUUGACAAAGGCGGAUCCAAAACACAGACGGGUGGACCAGAUUUUCAAAGAAGAAAUAGGCGAUAAAUUUGGUAUAGAAAUGUAUCACGGUCUGCCAAAUCAGCUGUUUUACCGCGCCGCGCGGCACGAGACUAACCCCCUGUACGUGACUCUGUGGAACGUGAUAGCUAACCUUGACAUGGAACCCAUCACACUGCUGGGCAGCCUGGCGCUCUCCGGCUCCUUGCUGACCAAGAUGGCUUACUCUGGAACUGAUCAACUCCCGUCGGAAUUAUCGUUCAACACCCCUGAAUACAGCAGGAUCCCCCAGUCCUCCAUGAAUGGUUAUAGCAACGCUAGGAACCUGGCUAAGCUGUACGGGAUCGUAGCUAAUGGCGGGAAAACUAAAGAAGGAGUGCUGCUCUCCCAGAAGGCCAUAGAGACGCUGAAACAGCCCCUGACCAGCGGAGACAGCGUGGACAAAAUCAUCAACCUGACGUUUGGUUACGGUGUUGUGGUGAUGACGGACGAGCGGGGUAACGUUAUUUUCGGACACGAUGGCUCCGGGGGUCAGUCAGCCAUUGCUGACCCCACCCUGAAGACAGGCAUGGCUUACGUCACGGGUCGGUUGAAGAGCAUCAGCGUCAAGGGUGACCGGGAGAACUUCCAGUACCGGGCCGCUUACUACCGGUGUCUGGAACGUCACAUCCGGAACAAACGGAAGUCAAAGACAUAAUCAAAGGCAUACCUAGGGGAACUCCGUAAUAAUCUAUCCACAAUGCCUAAAUCUUAUGGGUUUUUUCCUUGUGAAUUUUUUUUUUGUUUUACUAAAAAUUUUAUUUUUUUUUCUCAGGGAGAUCCUGUUUGUGAGUGGGUUUUUUUUCAUCUCCUAUGGGUUUACCCCUUAUUUUCUGAUAUAUAAGUGAUAUAUUUUACAACAUAAUUAACAUUACUAACAAUCAUCGAUUUCCUUUUUUACUUUCGUACUUAAUGUGUGAAAUAGUAAAUACAUGUAUUUCAGGGAUAUCCUGUUGGCAGAUUUUUUGCAAAUUGUAUGGAUUAGCCCAAUGUUGUCUCAUUAUCUACUUUAUUUACCGGAAACUAGUCUACUUGAAAGUCAAUAAAGAUUAAAAACUUUUGAA
Molecule: messenger RNA, 1751 nt
Organism: Magallana angulata
Lineage: Eukaryota; Metazoa; Mollusca; Bivalvia; Ostreida; Ostreidae
Product: beta-lactamase domain-containing protein 2-like
Exons: 8
Coding region: 35-1345 (436 amino acids)
Source: RefSeq, a predicted model, not a curated record